Molecule: messenger RNA, 2500 nt
Organism: Gossypium arboreum
Lineage: Eukaryota; Viridiplantae; Streptophyta; Magnoliopsida; Malvales; Malvaceae
Exons: 11
Coding region: 70-1125 (351 amino acids)
Molecular function (GO): methyltransferase activity
Source: RefSeq, a predicted model, not a curated record
AUGGGCAUUCGUUAAACUCAAAAUUCUCGGAGGGAUAAAUCCUUAUACUCUCUACUCAGUUAAGUGAUAAUGCUGCUCCGACGACUGCCUUCCACCGCUGUUUCCCUCGCAACCGCCGCUCUAUCCCGGCGUUACACUUCUUACUUGUUCUCCUCUCAGCGAGGCCUUCAAUCCUUCAAUUCCAUCUCCUUUUGCUCGUCCUCCGAAAUAUCACCGGAAUUUACCGACUUAAUCGCCGAUCAGUCCUCCAAACGCGGACCUCUCAAACCUGGACUGUAUCUCGUCGGAACACCUAUUGGAAACCUUGAAGAUAUAACUUUACGUGCUCUACGGGUGUUGAAAUCAGCUGAUGUCAUACUAUCGGAGGACACGCGACAUUCUGGGAAGUUACUUCACUAUUACAACAUCAAAACACCUCUUCUAAGUUACCACAAAUAUAAUGAAUCUCAAAGAGAACACACAGUUUUAAAGAGGUUAAAGCAAGGGGAGAUUGUAGCCUUGAUCAGUGAUGCUGGAAUGCCUGGCAUUAGUGAUCCUGGUACGGAACUGGCAAAGAUAUGUGUGGAUGAAAACAUUCCUGUGAUUCCAAUUCCUGGACCAUCUGCCUUCUUAACUGCGCUUUCUGCCUCUGGGUUGUCCACUGAUGAAUUCACAUUUGUUGGAUUUCUUCCGAAACAUGCUGGUUCACGGAAGGAGAGGUUGGUUGCUUCUGCAAGUGAAACAACAACGCAAAUCUUCUAUGUUCCUCCUCACAAACUUGGCCAGUUUCUUGAAGAAAGUUCCCUGAUUUUUGGUGACUCAAGACAAUGUGUCAUAGCUCGGGAACUAACAAAAAUUCACGAAGAGUUCUGGCGGGGCACUCUAGGGACAGCAAAGGAAGCCUUCUCAACUCGCCAGCCAAAGGGAGAAAUUACCCUCUUGAUUGAGGGCAAUUCAAAUUCCAGCGUGGAAACUCCGUCAGAGAGUCAGUUAGAAAAUGACCUGAGAGAAUUGAUCUCCAAUGGCCAUAGUCUUUCUUCGGCAGUCAAAUUGGUGGCCGAAGGAACAUCGAUGAAAAAGAAAAGAAUAUAUUCACUCGCCUUGAGAAAAUUCGUGAAGAAAACCAAAGCAGACGAUUCAGAUUAAUAUCAAGCAUGCUUGUGACAUUAUAUCCUCGCUGCUUCUAACUCAUACCGGGGAUAUCCAGUGCUAGGUUAUUCUCCCUUUCACCCUCAUUUUCGGAUGUCGAGGGUCGCCAUGGUAAGCCCCAAAGUUAAAAACAAAGUAGUUUACAACCCUUGUAAUUUACAUGUCGAGGUGCAUGCUAGUUUACAUGGGCAUGCCAUAUCAAUGUUAAAGCAGUAAUUCAUAGAUUUAGUACUAUUGGUUUGCCCAAGUUUAAUUGGCAUGUCGCUGAUUUCAUCUCUGGAAUUUACCAUUCAUCUGAAUUUACCAGUUCACUUAUGGUAAUUGCCAUUUCUUGUUUCUAUUUUCAUGUCAUAAUGGUACUUAAGGUAUUAUAUUUAUAUUUUUUUUCUCGCGAUUUGUUAUUAUAUCUUAUUUGAAAUUAUCAUUGAAAUUGUUAGGUGGAUCCCCAAAAUUUUUCACCAAUUGCUUAGGUUUAUGUAUGAUACCAGCUCAAAUAUACAUGUACUUUUACCUUCUAGUAAAAGUAUCAUAGAGAUUUCUGUACUAAGAGGCGGAUUGUAUUUUACUUUAGAUCAAAGAGCAAACUCGUUCUUCUAUUAUAAAUUUCAUCUAUUUCUGCUGUUAAAAAUUGAUUCUUGUACGUCAGCAUGAGUUACACGUGGUAUGUCACAUGUCACUGUUUGAUUAUUUCGUCAGCCACGCCAGUUUUUAACAGUACAAAAUGAUGAAAUUUUAAUUUACUCUUUGGUGUAAUGUAUAGAAAUUAAUUUGUCCACUUUAAUUUUUCUGUUUUUUAUUGUGGCGAACUAUGACCGUGUCACAAUGUAACAUUUCUUUUUUGUUGAGUAUAAGACAACCUACUAUAGCCAAGCUGGGGAAGUAGGCAAGCAGCUAGCGGCCUUGGCCUCUUUGAAUAAAUAGUGUCCCCAGCAGGAAAAUCAUGGGAUAACACAAAACAAAGAUUCUUGAAGAUCUUACUACUCUUUAGUCUGUAUCAUAUGUAAAACCAUUAAAAACUGCAUCUUUUUUUACAGCUGAUUUUAGUUUUGUGAAUAUAACAAACAACAUUUGAAAAGCUUUAUCUUCUUUAGAGAAUUGAUUUGAUUGGACGAGAUGUAAUGUGAUUAAUAAAUAUUUUACUUUGUUUAUGCCAUUUUGUAUUUACAUAAAGAACUAGUGGUAUUUUCCUAAGUCAGUACGUUAAAAAUCUAUUGGUUCUCUAGCUUUUUGUUUAAUUGGUAUCGGUGUGUCCAUCACCAUGAAGCCAUCUUGGAAGAGGAAAGAAAGGUGGGAGUGAAAAUGUUUUGACCCGAGGCCAAAAUGUGCCUCGGGUCAAAUUUCAUUUUCAUUCGUUGAAACCGAUCCCAUUUAC